AUGGCUAUCGAGGAGGUCUGCCGCAUAUUCCAAGAGUACCUGCGAGAAAGCAUCCCGCAUCGGUUAAUCGCGAUAUCAAAGAUGGAGGUCGUAGAAAAGCAAUGUGUGGAGAAGUUAUACAUGCCAUCCAUCAGGGCCGUGACGGAGAAAGAUAUAGAGCAACACACGUUCUACCCGAAUCAGAGAAGGGACGAAGUGAUCAGAAACAUUGUGAAAGGCAUAGUCAGAUAUGCCAUCCUGUCUCACAGAUGGUGCCGCGAAGGAGAGGUGACGCUCCAGGAGAUGACAUCGGGUAGUACAAAGCUCGGGAAGCCCUCGAGUCGUCACAAAUUGGCAAACUUCUGUCAGAAGGCAGCGGAGUACGGAUGUGGUUUUGCCUGGGCAGACACAUGCUGUAUCGAUAGGUCCAAUUCCUCUCCAGAAGAGCUCAAUAAAGCCAUGCCGCGGAUGUUCAGGUGGUACCGCAAUGCACAUGUCUGCAUUGUAUACCUUGCGGAGUCAUUCACAUUGGACGACUUCCUGUGCGACUCUUGGUUUUUACAAAGUUGGACUUUGCAAGAACUCCUCGCUCCAGUCAGAGUCAAAUUUUACGGGCGAACGUGGAGACCGAUUCACAAUACACGAGCCGACAACGAUAAAGCUGACCGGAAGUUGCUGGCUGCGCUUUCCACUGGCACCGGAAUUCCGGUGCAAGACAUCCAGUGUUAUUGGGCGGGGACGGAGAGAGUGCGUGAGAAGCUGAUGUGGGCAUCUCGCCGGACUUCACGACUAGUAGAGGAUGGUGCUUACUCACUGCUGGCACUUUUCGACGUGCAUAUGAACGUGGAGUACGGAAUAGGAGACGAAGCAUUUGGUAGAUUGAUGGAAAUGCUCCUGCAAAGAAGCCAGGAGUGCGAUAUGCUUGCCUGGGCUGGAAUAGCAUCCACCAAAUAUGUGUUCUUGCCACCAUCGGCACAAGGGUAUAGCGCUCAGUAUUUGGACGAAUCCUAUAAUCCCAGUCACGACCACUACGGAUUGCGAGGAGACCAGGAUAUGAGUGUCGUCGAUGGGCGAUUGAGAGUAAAGCUCCUGAUGGUUGAGUUACAUGAGGCAACGUUCGGGGACGAAAUACCUUUCUUGCAGGAUGGCUACCAUGCAUGUGCACUCUUGCCAAAGGGGCUGCCCUCCAAUAUGACGAUAAAUCAUGUGUCCAUUGUUUCCAGCAAUAAUAUGCCUUGGCGUCCAUCCAAAUUGGCCCUCGGAGUUGUCGAUUACAGAUGGACAAGUGAUGACGAGAAGGGACUCGUGGAAAAAGGCCGCACCCAUUUCUGCCUCCUCUUUGGAGCGGAUGAUAUACAGACAAGUUGGCAGAAGCUAAUGACGGACAAAGUGGUCACCAUAAAGACUGAAGACAGCAUUAGACAACGUCUAGAAACUAUAUUGAUUUAA
Messenger RNA from Suillus plorans, 1428 nucleotides. RefSeq lists its product as uncharacterized. NCBI's taxonomy places the organism in Eukaryota, Fungi, Basidiomycota, Agaricomycetes, Boletales, Suillaceae. The record is from RefSeq and is a predicted model, not a curated record. The transcript has a single exon. The coding region runs from base 1 to 1428 and encodes 475 amino acids.